AUGUUCUACAGCCACGAGAUCUUGACGAGUCGAAAGUAUGGCGUCGCAACCGUUUGGCUCGUCGCCACCUUGGGUGCAAAGUCGAGUACUAAGAAAGUGACACGUAAAGCUAUCCUCGAUGUCAACGUCAAGAAGGCAUGCGAGACCAUCAUGGAGCCCGAAGCACCGAUGGCAUUGAGACUGCAAAGUAAUCUUCUCUACGGUGUUUCGAAAGUGCACGACCAGCAAUGGGAAUACCUGCUCGCGGAUACACAAGCAGCUAACAACGGUAUGAGAGCACUCCUCAAGGUGGUACGCACCGAUGGACUUGAUCCAGAUGCAGGAAAAGCUCGUCCUGAGCAACUGAUUCUCCUCGAUGACCCAGCUUUCCUUCCUGAGAACGGUCUACCUAUCUUUGAUUUCUCCAUUCUUGACCUCGAUCCGAAAGGCGACUCUCAGCGUUCCUCACAAUCCAUGCUGUCUAUUCGUCAUCGCAGCGGCUCUGUCUCUUCGUCGCACUCUCCUUCGGUCUUGGGUCUCAACAUCCCUUCAUCCAGUAAUGGCGGCACAGGAGCAUACCAGCUCCCUGAUCCAUUCCACCAGUCUUCUGGUCAGAAGAGCGCGGGUCUAGGCCUCAACAUGUUCGGCGACGAUGAAGUGGCCAUCUACAACGAUGAGGAUAUGCUCUUCGACUUCGGUGAUGAUGGUGAACUUCGAGAUAUUCCAGCUAGUGAACGUGAAGCUCGCCGCGCAGGCAGCGUAUACCCUCAAGGACGUCUUGGCAGCGAUUCUGCGGCUAGUGGGCGCGUUCGUAAGGAACAUGAAGAUGCUCUUGCAGGCCGUGCACUACCCAUUAUCGACGGAGAUGGUGACUUCAACAUGGUCCAGUACGACGAUAAUAUGCAAAUGCUUCCAGAUGCCGAACCGUUUCCUGUCAUGACUGGUGGGCUCGGCGCAAGUGACAGACCAUUGAACCUUCUCCACGAAGACCGCGUUGUCUCUGAAGAGCCAUCCUCAGACUCUGCAGAAGCUCCUCAAAAGCGCAAGAAGACCAAGGCCAAGAAGAAGGCGGGACUCAUAGAUAAAGACCACGAAAUCAAAAACGGUUUACUAGCUCAGUGGCAACGAGAAUAUGUCGCCCAACAGUUCGCCGAGACACUUCUCAAAGUCAACCGAAAGGCGACCUUACUGGCGAAGAAGAACGCCUUCCAUUUCGUCUUCGGCUCGGGUCUCAAUGGCGUCGGCGAAGGUGUUGGUUCUGCAAAGUUUGCAAGCCCACUUGACAUGUACUCCGGAGUUUCUCUUCUUGCAAAGCUCACUGGCCAGCCUGUUCCUACUGCUGACGCUCCCAAGUCCAAGAGAGCUACCAAACGACCGCAUGCUGACGAAGACGAAGACGAGCAGCUCGGCACUCCUAGCAAGCGUGCUAGAGAAGACGAAGUCGGCCGGGGCUACGAAGAUGAUGGAAUGAUGCUCAACAUGGACUUUGAAGGGGACAACAACAAAAACAAUAGCCACGAACAAAGCGUAGAACUUGGUCGAGAUGCUCCGUCCGCUCUCCCAGACUACCCAUCCUCCGCUAUGCCAUGGAAUAUCUCAGCCUCCCUACACUCCCACCAGCGUGGCCAGUCUUCCUCGAUUCAAGGUCGUGUAGGUGUCCUCGGUUCCCAACUCGGAUCAAUAGGUCGUCACCUCACGUCCGCAUCCCCACUCAUCGGUCGAGGUUCAGCCCUUCCAGGCGACUUGGAACAAUUCUCACAACUCAUCGGCGACAAUGAUCCAAUGGUCAUGUAUGGCCGCGACGAUGAAGGCCUUGCCAGUGGAAGCCAAGCACCUGAUUUUGGUGAUCUAGGAGGCGGCGUAAGCUCAAGCCAAGCUUGCGGCCACGAUGAAUUUGAGAUCUUUGGAGCUGCUGCUGCCGUCGAUACCCAGACUGCUGGUAGCUCGCAAUGGGUUAAGCAGGCUCUUAAUCGCGAGUCUAACAAUUUUUUCGAAUAUGUGAGGAAUACGAUUAGUGAGAAGCUUGGCGAUGAACUUGGAAAUGAGGAAGAUCCGUUGGGUGCUCAGGAGUUUGGCCAGAAGAGUGUCACAUUCGAAGAGUUGUUUGUUCCAGACAACAAUACUUGUAUCGUGGCUGCUCAGGCUUUCUACCACGUUCUUUGUCUUGCGACGAAGAACAGAGUUUGGGUUGGGCAGACGGUGGAGGAUAUGGAGCCGUUUGGGGAGAUUCGAAUGGGUGUCGUUGUCGUUUGAGGUGUUUGGAGGGCGUUCAAUGAAUUCGACGAAUAGGGUAACGAUUCUGCUGGAUAUGCAAAACUCCCUGUCUACACGAUGGCCUUGGGAUGGAGUCCGUACCGAAUAUUUGCUUCAAUAUUGCUUACACUGUGGGAAGACCACGAGGAUUAGGUUGAUACGCAUUUGCUACAUUUAUGGAAAAGGACAGAGAUCAGGGCAUUGAGAUACCACUUGCAUAGAUAUGGGUAGAUAGGUACCCUUUGCUUGAUAGACACGAUAAUACAACCC
This is a messenger RNA of Hyaloscypha bicolor E, 2502 nucleotides long. RefSeq lists its product as uncharacterized. The transcript is spliced from 5 exons. Gene Ontology annotation, cellular component: cohesin complex; synaptonemal complex. Lineage: Eukaryota; Fungi; Ascomycota; Leotiomycetes; Helotiales; Hyaloscyphaceae. The record is from RefSeq and is a predicted model, not a curated record. Gene Ontology annotation, biological process: replication-born double-strand break repair via sister chromatid exchange; synaptonemal complex assembly; mitotic sister chromatid cohesion. Bases 1 to 2232 code for a protein of 743 amino acids. Gene Ontology annotation, molecular function: chromatin binding; protein binding.